AUGCCAAGUAUCGGUUCCCAAGUGAGGAAAGCUGCUUCUAGCAUUGAUCCUAUUGUCACUGACUAUGCGGUAGGCUAUUUCAACCACUUAUCCGGCAUAACCUUCGAUGCCGUUCAGAGCAAACAAGUAGAUCUGCCCGCUGAAGUGAAAUUCGUCUCCGAUUUGCUGGUGGAUGCAGGUGCCGCAAGGGACAAAGUUAACGAACUGGCCGAAAAUAUUCUGAAGCAAUUGGGUACUCAACUAAAGGAAAAUGAGGCCAAAUUGGAACUGACCGGUGACACAUCCAAGAGAUUACUAGAUAUCAAUGUCUUGAGGAGCCACAACAGCAAGUCCGACCUCAACGUCUCUUUGAACAUGUUGGGUGUGAACGGUGACAUCGAACAUGCUGGUAGAAAUAUGGAAACAAGGGUCGAUUUGAAAAAAUUGGCCAAGGCUGAACAGAAGAUCGCCAAGAAAGUCGCCAAGAGGAAUAACAAAUUCGUCCAAUACGAGGCUUCUAAAUUGAUCGAUGACCAAAAGGACGAGGAUUACGACUCUUUCUUUUUGCAAAUCAACCCGUUGGAGUUCGGCUCAUCCGCUGGUAAAUCCAAAGAUAUUUUCAUCGACACGUUCGACUUGUAUGUCGGUGACGGCCAAAGAAUUCUUUCCAACGCUCAGUUGACCCUGAGUUUCGGUCGCAGAUAUGGUCUUGUGGGUCAAAAUGGUAUCGGUAAAUCUACUUUAUUGAGGGCCCUUUCCAGGAGGGAACUAAACGUCCCCAAACACGUUUCCAUUCUGCAUGUGGAACAAGAAUUAAGAGGUGAUGGUACAAAGGCAUUACAAAGUGUCCUGGAUGCAGAUGUUUGGAGAAAGCAACUGUUGAGCGAAGAAGCCAAGAUCAAUGAAAGAUUAAAGGAUAUGGAUGCCUUGAGAAACGAAUUUGAGGAAGACAGUUUGGAAGUUAAAAAAUUGGACAACGAAAGAGAAGAUUUAGACAACCAUUUGGUACAAAUUUCUGAAAAAUUGGUCGAUAUGGAAUCCGAUAAAGCUGAAGCUAGAGCAGCAUCAAUCCUUUACGGGUUGGGGUUCAGUACCGAGGCACAACAACAACCUACCAAUUCCUUCUCCGGUGGUUGGAGGAUGAGAUUGUCUCUGGCAAGAGCGUUGUUCUGUCAACCAGAUCUGUUGCUAUUAGAUGAACCUUCCAAUAUGUUGGAUGUCCCAUCCAUCGCUUAUUUGGCAGAAUAUCUGAAGACAUAUCCAAAUACCGUCUUGACAGUUUCUCACGAUCGUGCAUUUUUGAACGAAGUGGCUACAGAUAUCAUAUAUCAGCACAACGAAAGAUUGGACUACUACAGAGGCCAAGAUUUUGAUUCCUUUUACACCACAAAGGAGGAACGUAGAAAGAAUGCUCAACGUGAAUACGAUAACCAAAUGGUUUACAGAAAGCAUUUACAAGAGUUUAUUGACAAGUAUAGAUACAACGCUGCCAAAUCGCAAGAGGCUCAAUCAAGAAUCAAGAAAUUGGAAAAGUUGCCAGUCUUGGAACCACCGGAACAAGACAAAACCGUUGAUUUCAAAUUUCCUGAUUGUGAUAAGUUAUCUCCACCAAUUAUUCAACUGCAAGAUGUCUUCUUUGGCUAUGACGAAAAAAAUCUAUUAUUAGAGGACGUGAACUUGGAUGUUCAAAUGGAUUCCAGAAUCGCCCUUGUGGGUGCCAAUGGUUGUGGUAAGACUACAUUGCUAAAGAUUAUGAUGGAGCAAUUAAGACCGCUCAAGGGUUUCGUAUCGAGAAACCCAAGAUUGCGUAUCGGUUACUUUACCCAGCACCAUGUGGAUUCUAUGGACUUGACCACUUCUGCAGUGGACUGGAUGUCCAGAUCUUUCCCAGGUAAGACUGACGAAGAGUAUAGACGUCAUUUAGGUUCAUUUGGGAUAACGGGUACUUUGGGUCUACAAAAAAUGCAACUAUUGUCAGGUGGUCAAAAGUCUCGUGUGGCAUUCGCCGCUUUGUGUCUAAAUAACCCACAUAUUUUGGUCCUAGAUGAACCUUCUAAUCAUUUGGAUACCACUGGUCUAGACGCCUUGGUGGACGCUUUGAAGAACUUCAACGGUGGUGUUUUGAUGGUUUCUCAUGAUAUCUCUGUUAUCGACUCUGUUUGCAAGGAGAUUUGGGUCUCAGAACAAGGUACUGUCAAGAGGUUCGAAGGUACCAUUUACGACUAUAGAGAUUACAUCUUGCAAUCUGCUGAUGCUGCUGGUGUCGUUAAAAAACACUAG
This is a messenger RNA of Saccharomyces kudriavzevii IFO 1802, 2259 nucleotides long. It is a transcript of the gene GCN20, whose product is annotated as putative AAA family ATPase GCN20. Bases 1 to 2259 code for a protein of 752 amino acids. The transcript has a single exon. The record is from RefSeq and is a predicted model, not a curated record. Lineage: Eukaryota; Fungi; Ascomycota; Saccharomycetes; Saccharomycetales; Saccharomycetaceae. Gene Ontology annotation, molecular function: ATP binding; ATP hydrolysis activity.